Messenger RNA from Linum trigynum, 3330 nucleotides. NCBI's taxonomy places the organism in Eukaryota, Viridiplantae, Streptophyta, Magnoliopsida, Malpighiales, Linaceae. The record is from the annotation of a GenBank genome assembly.
AUGGCUGCCAAACUGUUACAUUCGUUGGCUGAUGAUAAUCCAGAUUUGCAGAAGCAAAUUGGAUGUAUGACUGGUAUAUUUCAAAUCUUUGAUCGUCAACAAAUGCUCACCGGUAGGCGCCUCAGCCAUAAGAAGCUGCCUCCAGGUGAAUCUAACUUAGUUUGUGGUUGCUCAGACCGAGAGUCUUUCAAUACAUACAAUCGGCAUCAGCCUCUUGAUACAAGCUUGAACAAGAGUUCAAAUGAAAAAAAAAAGAUGUCCUCAGAAUCAUCACGAGCUUCUUACUCGUCCUCGUGUUCCUCUUUAUCCUCUCUUGAAAUCAGGACAGAUGAACCCGAAACCUCAUCUAUGGAUAGAAUAAUCUUUCCUGAAACUCCAUCAAGGGAUCCAGUUUUAGCUCAUCAGCCGAGUACCUGUUCAUAUUCAGAGAGGCACUCUGUUGAUCUUCGAGAUGUUGUUAAGGACUCCAUGUAUAGGGAUACCAGAGGGCUGUCAGUUAAAACCAUGUCAAAAGAGGAAUCAAAGGGAAGUAGUGCUCUGAAGCAUAAAGAUUCUCCAAGGCCAUUGCAGCACACUAAGUCAGCAGCAGAUGGACCUUAUAGGGUUGUAACAAACAAUAAGGUGAAGCAGAAUGUACCGGUUGAUCAUCUGCAUGAUUCGUUACGAGCUCUUGCCAAGAUUCGAGAGGCAACUUGGUAUCACAACGAAACUAGAGAACAGGCAAGACCAUCAUCGUAUGAAUCAAAGGAUGUUUGGAGUACAAUUACAAAGGAUGCCCCUCGCUUUUCUUAUGAUGGUAGAGAUUCAAAUCGUUUGUCUUUUGAAUCACGGGAUACCAUAAGAGCUACUACCCCCAAGCUUAAAGAGCUUCCCAGGCUUUCAUUAGAUAGUAGGGAACGCUCUAUGAAGGCUGCUUCCAUGGCUGAUUCAAAGAGACUCAGUUACCUCUCACGAGAUUUACAGCAUAUUUCAAACUCAGAUGAACGGGUUUACAAUGUACAGCAGCUAUCAGGGAAACUGAACAGGCCUCCAAGUGUGGUUGCUAAGUUAAUGGGGUUGGAGAUGUUACCAGGUUCAGCAUCAGCCAGUCAAUCAGCAGGCUCACUUCCGACGUCAAUAGACGAACAUACUGAUCUAUUCUCAAGAUCCUUCAAGCAAAAUGAUGCAAAUGUUGGUAUCAGGAUUCCCAUGUCUCCAAGAAGCUUGGCAAAAGAGCCAGUCAUCUCGCCAAGAAGGAAGAAUCCCGAUCAUUUAAUCAUGAAACCUAUUUCAAAGUUGCCAAUUGAACCAGCUCCAUGGAAGCAGGUGGAUGGAACUCGAGGGGCUCAAAAAUUAACUCUAAAGUCCACAAAGGCCGUUACAGACAAGACUCAAAACUCAUUUCCCUCGGUGUACAGUGAGAUCGAGAAGCGAUUGAAGGAUCUGGAGUUCAAACAGUCUGGGAAAGAUCUGAGAGCUCUUAAACAGAUUCUAGAAGCAAUGCAAGCUAAGGGACUCCUCGAGACUGGGAAACUAGAAGAGCAGGAUUCCAAAUUUGGAACAACUCAAGCAGAUAUUGACCCGAAAAAGUCCACUACCAAUCAAAGGCCAAGAUUGCCAAGGAAAGAAAAUCUGGCCAGUACAUCUGCUACAGCUAGAGCUUCUAAUUCCCGGAGGACUUAUGAGUCCCCAAUUGUGAUCAUGAAACCAGCGAAACUAGUUGAGAAAUCUGGUCUUCCUCCUUACUCGGUGAUCCCCAUUGAUGGGCUUCCCAGAUUUCACAGAAUUCACAAUGGUGGAUAUGCAAGUAGUAGCCGGGCGAUUAAAGACCAGUUACCAAGAAACAAUCACAUAGAAGCACUUUCCAACUCUGGUGGCAAGAAAACAAGUGGCAGCUCUGGGAUAAGAUCAAAUCAAACUUCUAAGCUUCAGCAGCCAACAAGAGAGAGUACUAACAGCUUUGCAAGGAGCACAGGGUCAGUAAGCCCGAGAUUGCAACAAAAGAAACUUGAGUCGGAGAGGAGAUCUCGCCCACCUACUCCCCCAAGUGAUACUACAAGCAAACCAAGAAGAAGGCACCAAUCUGGCAGACAACCAACACCAGAAUCAGGUUCUCCUGGUGGUGGGAAGCAUAGAAUCAGGUCUCCUAAACAGGUACAGAAUGAUGACCAACUGAGCCAGAUUAGUAACGAGUCAAGACCUUCAAGCUAUCAGGGCGAUGACAUCAUGUCUAUGCAGUCUGACAGCAUAGUUACAGUCUUUGACCUGAAGACUGAUUCGGAAUACAGUAGCGCUGAUCGAUCUGGUGAAGUUCAAAGUCCACCAUUGAAGGCAGCUACUACCAAUUAUGUGGUUUCUUCUCCAAUGCUGUACAGUAAAGAAGCUUCAAGCUUUGAGGAAGAGGUGGCUUGCAUGGAGCUAGUUGUUGCUCCUGAGCAACCUAGUCCUGUCUCAGUCCUUGAUUCUUCGUCAUAUAAAGAUGAUGCAAUAUCCCCAGUGAAACAGACACCCAAUAUGCCUGAAGGUGAUGGUGUUCAGAAUUCCACAGAUAGUCAAAAUGACGACCAAUGGAACUCCUCAGAGGCCCUGUCCAACAACAGCACAAGCUCAGGUCUCAUCUCUGACAUCAAUCGCAAGAAGUUAAAGAACAUUGAGAAUUUAGUACAAAAGCUUAGACGGCUAAACUCUACACAUGAUGAAGCUAGCACAGAUUAUAUUGCUUCACUCUGUGAGAACAAUGAUCCAGACCACCGAUACAUCUCCGAAAUCUUGUUAGCUUCAGGUCUGCUACUUAGGGAUCUUGGCUCAGGCCUAACUACAUUUCAGCUUCACCCAUCUGGUCAUCCCAUCAACCCGGAGCUUUUCUGUGUACUGGAGCAGACGAGAGCCAGCAAUUUGCAAAUGAAGGAACAGAGCAGUGGCCCCAUGAAGGCGGAGAAAUUCCAGCGUAAGCUAAUAUUUGAUGCUGUGAAUGAGAUCCUUGUUAAAAAGUUGGCCUUGGUGGGCAUCGUGCCAGAACCACGGCUGAGGUCUGGUAAACUUGCGAGGAAGACCAUCACAGCACAGAAGCUUCUGAAGGAGCUGUGUGCGGAGAUAGAACAGCUUCAAGUGAAGAAAUUGGAGGAAUGCGGCUUGGAAGACGAGGAGGACGGUCUGAAAGUUAUUUUGUGCGAAGACGUGACACGAAGAUGCGAGUCUUGGACAGAGUUUGAUGACGAUGUUUCCGGGUUAGUAUUAGAUGUCGAGAGGCUGAUUUUUAAGGACUUAGUUGACGAGAUUGUGAUGGGAGAGGCAGUCGACGGUGCGAGAGCCACCAAAUUAGGUAGGAGGAGGCAGCUGUUUGCGAAGUAG